AUUCUCGCAUGUCGGCUUCCUUCUUCCUUCACCAUUCUCAAUCAUUCUCCUAAUCACGUGUGAUAUUUUACCCGGUUAUUUAUUGUAAUUUUUAACUUUAGCGAUCAAAGAUGACGGCUUCAAAUAGUUCAGGUGAUAACAAGCGAUCCAAAACUGGCGCAUACAUUGAUAAAAGCAAGCCAAAGGAUAUUCGAAGCAGCAACAUUACAGCUGCCAAAGCCGUUGCAGAUGCUAUCAGAACCAGUUUAGGUCCAAGAGGAAUGGAUAAAAUGAUCCAAGCUGCCAAUGGAGAAGUCACCAUUACAAAUGAUGGAGCUACCAUUCUGAAGCAGAUGAGUCUUAUGCACCCUGCCGCGAAAAUGUUAGUGGAACUGUCCAAAGCUCAAGAUAUUGAAGCAGGAGAUGGAACAACCAGUGUAGUUGUCGUUGCCGGAAGCUUGUUGGAGGCAGCAGAGAAGCUUCUUGCCAAGGGAAUUCACCCCACCGUCAUUUCAGAUGCUUUUCAAAAGGCUGCGCAGCAGUGUGUCAAAUUUUUGGCAGAGAUGGCCAAGAAAGUUGACCUUAGUGACAAAGAAAAUUUAAUCAAGAGCGCAUCUACCUCUCUAAACUCCAAAGUUGUGUCCCAGCAGUCUUCUCUGUUAGCUCCUCUUGCUGUAGAUGCAGUUCUCAAAGUUGUCGAUCCAGCCCGCGAUUCCAAUGUUGAUUUAAAGGAUAUCAAAGUUAUUCCAAAGCUAGGAGGAACAGUUGAAGACACAGAACUUAUUGAAGGACUUGUUUUUACUCAAAAAGCGGCCAACAUCAAUGGCCCAAAACGCGUUGAAAAAGCAAAAAUUGGUCUUAUACAGUUCUGUAUCUCUCCACCUAAGACAGACAUGGACCACAACGUGAUAGUCUCAGAUUAUGCAGCCAUGGAUAGGGUACUCAAGGAAGAAAGGGCAUACAUAUUGAACAUCGUUAAACAGAUCAAGAAAAGUGGAUGCAAUGUUCUCCUUGUCCAGAAAUCUAUCUUGCGAGAUGCCCUUAGCGAUUUAGCGAUACAUUUCUUGGACAAAAUUAAAGUCAUGGUUGUCAAAGAUGUUGAACGUGAAGAUAUUGAAUUCGUUUGCAAAACGUUAAACUGCAGGCCAAUUGCCAGUUUGGAUCACUUUUUGCCGGAACACCUCGCUACCGCAGAGUUGGUGGAAGAAGUAGCAACUGGGAACAGCCGUUUUGUCAAAAUUACUGGAAUUCACAAUCCUGGCCGCACAGUGACAGUUCUCGUUCGUGGAAGCAACAAGUUAGUCCUAGAGGAAGCAGAGCGAUCACUCCAUGAUGCUCUCUGUGUUAUCAGAUGUCUUGUCAAAAACAGGGCUUUGAUCGCAGGUGGUGGUGCUCCUGAAAUCGAACUCAGUUUGAAAUUGUCCAAGUAUGCCCAAACCGUAUCUGGUGUUGAUGCCUAUUGUUUCAGAGCGUUCGCCCAAGCCUUAGAAGUUAUUCCAUCAACCUUAGCCGAAAACGCUGGGUUAAAUCCAAUUGCAACCGUCACAGAACUUCGUAACUGGCAUGAGCAAGGACUGACAGAAGCUGGUAUCAAUGUCAGACAAGGAAAAAUCACCAAUAUCUUAGAGGAAAAUGUUGUUCAACCUUUGUUAGUCUCAACAAGUGCUAUCAAUUUGGCCUCUGAAACCGUGCGAAGUAUUCUCAAGAUUGACGAUAUUGUCAACACAAUGCAGUAACCACAUCUCGCUUUUUUGUUACUUUUAUUACUAUCCUCAUUUAAUUUCCUAAUUUAAGCUUAAGUCACACUUUACAAAGUUUUAUAUUUAUGAAUGUGCAUUUUCUAACAAUAAAAAAAAUUGUCCUUGAGAAA
Molecule: messenger RNA, 1849 nt
Organism: Bemisia tabaci
Lineage: Eukaryota; Metazoa; Arthropoda; Insecta; Hemiptera; Aleyrodidae
Gene: CCT4
Product: chaperonin containing TCP1 subunit 4
Biological process (GO): protein folding
Molecular function (GO): ATP hydrolysis activity; ATP binding; ATP-dependent protein folding chaperone
Source: RefSeq, a predicted model, not a curated record